CAAUUUCUUCGCCCAAACCCUUUAAAAACCCCCAGAAAUCAUACCACUCUCACUCUAACACGCCGAGCCGAGUGUGGCGAUCCGAUUCGCAGAGUGCGCGAAGGGCAAUCUCGAUUCGAUUUCUCCAGAGCUCACCGUCCAUGGCGAUCAUCUCCGACUAUCAGGAGGAAGAAGAGAAGCGACCGGAGGCGAAGCCCUCGGCCUCAUCCUCCUCUUCUUCCGCGGCGGAGUUCAGCGCGAGAUUCGAUCCGUCCAGCCCGCUGGGGUUCAUCGAGAAGGUCUUCGAGUUCGUCGCCGAGCGUAGCGAUUUCCUCGCGAAGGAGACGGCGGAGAAGGACGUCGCGGCGGUGGUGAGGGCUGUGGGGGAGAAGCAGAAGCAGAAGCUGAAGCAGGUUGAGAGGGAGAAGGAGAGGGAGAGGGAGAGUGCGGCGGCAGCUGCUGCUGCUGCGGCGGCUAAGAAGGUAGAUGAAGAGAAGAAGGUGCAGGAGGUGGAGAUGAAGGAUGCAGAGGAAGAAAAGGAGAAGAAGAGCGGAGCUACAGUGCCAAACAAAGGCAAUGGCCUUGAUCUUGAGAAUUAUUCCUGGACUCAGACUCUGCAGGAGGUUACCAUCCAUGUUCCAGUUCCUAAGGGUACCAAAGGAAGGUUUGUGGUAUGUGACAUAAAGAAAAACCACUUGAAAGUUGGACUCAAGGGUCAACCUCCCGUCAUAGAAGGGGAGCUUUUCCAGACUGUCAAGCCUGAUGAUUGUUACUGGAGUUUAGAGGACCAGAGUGCGAUCUCCAUUCUCCUGACCAAGCACAAUCAAAUGGAGUGGUGGAAAUCUUUGGUGAAAGGGGAUCCUGAAAUCGAUACUCAGAAGGUAGAACCAGAGAAUAGCAAAUUGUCUGACCUGGACCCAGAAACUCGACAGACAGUUGAAAAGAUGAUGUUUGAUCAGAGACAGAAGGCAAUGGGUCUUCCUACCAGUGAUGAGAUGCAGAAACAGGAUAUUCUAAAGAAGUUCAUGGCAGAGCAUCCAGAGAUGGACUUCUCAAGAGCAAAGAUUGCAUGAGGGGGGGUGUUCAACUGCUGCUUCUGUAGCUUGAAUUAUACUAUGAUCAAAGAUGCGUGGCUUCUAACUUCUCAAAUCUGGAAGCAUUUGGAUGUUUACUUUGGGCACAGAUGGCCGAGCUUGUUCAGUUAUUUUGGUGGUUUUGACUAGGGUUUGUGGUUUGUGGUUUACAAUUUUCUUUCUUCCUGAUGACUGCUGAAAGAAGUUGCUACUGUGAAAACACUAAUGAAGAAUCAGUCUCGGUUGAGCACAAUCUAGACAUAAUUUCAACAUGGUCCUCACAAACAGGGCAUAUAUAAGGUGGU
Messenger RNA from Rhodamnia argentea, 1357 nucleotides. RefSeq names its product protein BOBBER 1. Gene Ontology annotation, cellular component: cytoplasm. The transcript is spliced from 6 exons. The coding region runs from base 141 to 1052 and encodes 303 amino acids. Lineage: Eukaryota; Viridiplantae; Streptophyta; Magnoliopsida; Myrtales; Myrtaceae. Gene Ontology annotation, biological process: protein folding. The record is from RefSeq and is a predicted model, not a curated record.